AUGAAAAUUUUUCACUUUUUCUUAUCCAGAUGGCGACAGUGGGAGGCAUUAGACUGUAAUGACGUUGAUUCAGUUCACAAUGAUUUCCAGCGAGAGCUGCCUUACGUCAUGUUCUUUCCAGAUUUGCUAGAGAACGUCGUGAGAGCCUGGGCUCGAUUUCAGCACCCAGCUGGAUAUAUACAAGAAACUCUGCAAAUGCAGUGGGGAUGCCAUAACCGGACAAACCGAUUAGAUAACCCGGGAGGGAGAGUUAUGGCCGAUGUUACGCCAGCCUUUCUAGCACAGUUUUAUCAUCUUUACCUAUGGACUGGCAACCAAAAACUCCUGCGAGACCUCUGGCCAGCGGCCCGCAAAUCAUUGAUUUGGCUGAUGCAUAUCAGUACAGAAGGCUCGGGUCUUCCGUUACAUCAAACCUGCACCUAUGACAUCAUUUACCUCGAGGGUUACGACCACACCACCUAUAACAGUGUGAUGUAUCUUCUGGGUUUGCGAGCUGGACAAGUUCUUGCUGAGGCGCUAGGAGAAACAGAAUUAGUUCAGACGGUUCGCCAAGCGUUCAAGUACGGAAAGGCUAAAAUGGACAAAACUUUAUGGAAUGAGAAUGACGGAUUUUAUCACUCUUGGUGGGAUCACGAGAAAGGCUCACCUAAUUGGCUAAUGACGGACUCCUUGUAUGGACAAGUGAGUAGCACACUGCCUUUAUAGGAUCUAUGGGAGCUCUACUCGAUUUUCUUUAUAUUAUAUAUUUGUAGUCAUGGCUGCAUGAGAACUUUGUUAGUUCCUGAAAUGUCUUUGGAAAGCUCAAUCACAC
Orbicella faveolata is the source of this 811-nucleotide messenger RNA. RefSeq lists its product as uncharacterized. Gene Ontology annotation, biological process: carbohydrate metabolic process; proteolysis. Gene Ontology annotation, cellular component: extracellular region. Lineage: Eukaryota; Metazoa; Cnidaria; Anthozoa; Scleractinia; Merulinidae. Gene Ontology annotation, molecular function: beta-glucosidase activity; protein binding. The record is from RefSeq and is a predicted model, not a curated record.